AUGUCUUCAGCUACCUCUUUCUACGAUUUCGAGCCCGUUGACAAGAAGGGAACUCCCUUCCCCCUCGCCUCGCUCAACGGCAAGGUCGUUCUUGUCUUUGAAGGCCUCGAGAAGCUCUACCAGAACCUUAAGACCAAGUACCCCGAAGACUUCACCAUUCUCGGUUUCCCUUGCAACCAGUUCGGCAACCAAGAUCCCGGCUCCGACGAUGAGAUCCAGUCCUUCUGCCAGCUCAACUACGGUGUCUCAUUCCCCGUCCUCGGAAAACUCGAUGUGAACGGCGAUAACGCCGCGCCUGUCUGGACAUUCAUGAAGGAACAGCAGCCUGGUCUUAUGGGACUCAAGCGUGUUAAGUGGAACUUCGAGAAGUUCUUGAUCUCCGCUGAUGGAAAGGUUAUCUCUCGCUGGGCCACCGUCACCAAGCCCGAGGGCCUCGAGGAUUCUAUUGUCAAGGAGAUCGAGAAGGCCAGGAAGGAGGGCACCCUCGCCUCACAGAAGGCUGGAGCCGAGCAGGCUAAGCUGUCCUAG
This is a messenger RNA of Penicillium brevicompactum, 528 nucleotides long. Its product is annotated as glutathione peroxidase. Gene Ontology annotation, molecular function: glutathione peroxidase activity. The transcript has 3 exons. The coding region runs from base 1 to 528 and encodes 175 amino acids. Gene Ontology annotation, biological process: response to oxidative stress. The record is from RefSeq and is a predicted model, not a curated record. NCBI's taxonomy places the organism in Eukaryota, Fungi, Ascomycota, Eurotiomycetes, Eurotiales, Aspergillaceae.